Molecule: messenger RNA, 2077 nt
Organism: Engraulis encrasicolus (European anchovy)
Lineage: Eukaryota; Metazoa; Chordata; Actinopteri; Clupeiformes; Engraulidae
Exons: 2
Coding region: 35-1183 (382 amino acids)
Molecular function (GO): zinc ion binding; nucleic acid binding
Source: RefSeq, a predicted model, not a curated record
UCGCUCCCGUUUUGACCCGGUGACGAGCUAACUUAUGGAAGACGCUAGCCGUGAAGAAAAAGAAGCUAGCAGCGCGGACAAUAGCAGCGACGAAGCUAGCACUACUGAGCAAAACGCGAGCUCGGAAGCUAGCAGUGGCACAGAAGAACCAGGCGCCAGUCCCGAAAGUGCUAACAACGAACAAAACCAAGAGACUGUGAGUGAAAUACGGACAUACGCCAUGGCGCUGUACAGUAGUGACAUUGGUCUACAAUUUGACGAAACGGCGGAGAAUUUCGAGAACUAUGAAGAAAGGUUCCUGCAAUUUUUGGCUGCAAACAAUAUCGAAGAAGCACGUAAGAAAGCCGUGUUCUUGUCAGUGGUAGGGCCAAAGACUUUUGCCUUGCUGAAAGACUUGAUAUCACCGAAACAGUUCAGUGAGGCCACGGUGACACUUAAGGUUUUGUUGGACUCACUUCGGGAUUUUUACAUGCCAAAGAAAAAUGUACUGGCUGAGAGGUUCACGUUCAGAAGCCGUCGUCAGCAGACGGGUGAGAGUUUUUCUGACUACAUGGCUAGUUUGAAGGGGUUAGCAUCAACGUGCGAUUUUGGCGCAAAUCUAGAAGAGCAGCUGCGUGAUCAGUUCGUGUGCGGCACGUCUAACAAUGACCUUCGGCGAAAAUUGCUGAAUGCAGCCAUGGGGGAGGUUGAGUUAAAGUGGGCGAAGUUGGUGGAAAUCACCAACAAUUUCGAGUGCACUACGGCUGGACUGGAAAGCAUGCAUAAGGGGCACGGCCAGACACCAAUCCACCUGCGAGCUGAUCACGUCGGGGCGAGAAAGCCACGAGAGACCAGCAGGACUACGCGGACCGUGGGGGAAAAGAUCGACGACAGCAACCGGGACUGCUACCGAUGCCUGGGAAAGGGACAUGGACCCGGGAGCUGCCGUUUCAAAGAAUUCAGAUGUCGCGGAUGCGGCAAGAAUGGUCAUCUUGAACGCGCUUGUCGUAGCGGGCGCAACGACGCAGGCGGGGAGCAGCGAGACUGGCGACGUCCGCCUAGUGCAGGUGCUGUUGGGGCGCCUUCCGUCAGAAGCGGCCCUGGGGUCAAGUUCGUGGACCAAGGAGCCGACUACGAACCGCAGCCCGAGACGGAGCUGUCUGAACAACUUGACAUGAGACUUUAUACUGUAAAGACUGAAUAAGCACACCGCAGUCCACAACGGGGAAAACGCCUGCAGAGUUAUUCCUGAGGCGCCAGUUCAAAACCAGAUUAUCACUCACAAAACCCAGUUUUGCGGACUCCAUGCAACAGAGGCAGGAGGCUCAGCAGACCAAACAAGCUGAUUCACGCACACGUACAAGACACUUCCUUCCUCAACAGAGGGUUUUGGUUCGAAACCACAGGGGAGGGGAAGGUGGGAAGUGGGUACCAGGGACUAUUGUCAAGGCACUAGGUCCUGUUACUUACCUGGUGAAAGUGUAUGGAAAAGUGUGUAAGAGACAUGUUAACCAGAUGAUUGAAACUGCACUGGAGAUGUGUAAUGACAAAGUGGAUCAAUACAAUGAUUCAGAGGACUUUUCAGACCUGGAGACGGGUUCCAGGGUGCCACAGGCAGGCGUGGCUAUGCCUGAUAGCGUGGUGGAGUUCCCUACGAGGGAGGAACCCCAAACUGUUAGUAGUGGGGUUACCGUUCCGGUUCCUGAGGUUGUGCAGAGGCCCAAGCGUCACAUUAAACCACCUGAAAGGCUAAAUCUGUAGAACCCUGAGUUGAUGUAAAAUAUAUACAAGAGAGAGAAACAUGUUUUUGUUUGAGGGUGUGGGGGUUUCAUGCUUCAGGGGAGGAGUGUAGUGUAUUAGAUACACUUUUUGUAUUUUGUUUUUCUUUGACUCUGUCAUUUAUGUUGGGGGUUUUAUGCCUUUUAUGUUUGUUUACUGAUUGUACAUUUAUGUUAACCUCUGACCCUGGUUUUCAUUGGUGGGCUGCUUGAUAUAUAUAUGAAAGCGCGCGAGGGCGCGCGCUGAUCAAUGCAGAGACAAGAAUGUGAAGACUCAUCCUGUUCACCUCUCGAGCAAUGUUACCGGGCUGGUAAAUUAA